UGUCAAUCAAGAGCCCCAGGUGGCCAAAUGCAUAGCAAGUCUAGGACGUGUUUAAGAGGAUAUGCUUGUCUAGUUGUUUCCCCAAGUUAGUAGCGGUUUAAAAUGCUGUGGUUUGUUUUACUGGUCUCAUGGUUUUCUGAAGGAUAUGAAUCACCGCCUCCUCUGAUGAAGACAAGUGAAACGCUACUUGAUUUCGAGGAAGACGUUGCUGUACAGGAGGGGGAUAUUUUACAGCCAACUGACAGGAAUGCAGUGAGUCAGCUGUGGGCUGAGGUGAAUGGAAGUUUGUCAGUGCCUUAUGAAAUUGAUCUUGCUCUUGAGGACAGGACUAAAGAUAUUCUUAAAGCCUUAAAUAUGAUUUCCCAGAAAACAUGCGUCAGAUUUCAUCCACAUGCUAAUGAAACUGACUAUUUGCACUUUGUAUAUGCAAAAGGGUGUGCAUCUUAUGUUGGGUGUUUGGGGGGUGAGCAGUCUCUUCUGAUUGGGCCAAGAUGUACGGUUGGGAACAUCUGCCACGAGAUCAUUCACUCCCUCGGCUUUUACCAUGAGCAUACCCGAUAUGACCGUGGUGAUCAUGUCACUAUACUUGAAGAAAACAUUGCGCCUGGGAAAGAGAUAAAUUUUGUGAAGAGAAAGGGGAACACCCUCGGUCUGAAUUAUGACCCGGAAUCAAUCAUGCAUUAUGGAAACAAUUACUUCUCUAGCAAUGGAAUGCCCACAAUUGAGCCCAAAGAGAAAGGUUUAAAGAUUGGCCAGAGGACUCACUUGUCUGAUCUUGAUGUGCAAAAGAUCAAGAAGCUGUACCACUGUGCUGCAUUUGCCACCUCAAUGACGCUGAUCAUGCUCUUCACCAUCUUCGGGAACAUCCUGGUGAUCAUCGCAGUCCUGACGUGUCACUCUUUACGAGGACCUCAGAACCUUUUCCUGGUGUCCUUGGCUGCAGCGGACAUCCUGGUGGCCACAUUGAUCAUCCCGUUCUCCUUGGCCAAUGAACUGAUGGGCUACUGGUACUUUGAGUCAUUUUGGUGUGAGAUCAUCUUAGCGCUGGAUGUGCUCUUCUGCACGUCUUCCAUUAUACACCUGUGUGCCAUCAGCCUGGACCGCUACCUGUCCAUCUCCCGGCCAGUGCAAUAUGCGACCCAACGCACCCCUCACAAGAUCAAGGGGGCUAUAUUGGUGGUGUGGCUCAUCUCUGCGGUCAUCUCUUUUCCGCCGCUGGUAUCCAUGAAUAAGACCCCUCUGGAUAAGGAUGGUUGCGGCCCACAGUGCAAACUCAACGAGGACCCCUGGUACAUCCUGUACUCCUCCAUUGGGUCGUUCUUCGCCCCGUGCCUCAUCAUGAUCUUGGUGUAUGUUCGCAUCUAUCAGAUUGCCAAGAAGCACACUAGAUGUCCUCCAGGAGAGCCGAGGAAAGACUCUGCAGGUGGUGUGCCACCUGGCCGAGAGCUGCAGAACGGGAAAAACCAGGGAGGUGUUGACCCUGUGAAUGUCCCUAAUAUGACUGGAUCCAGAUUUAACACUGUAAACCAGCCUCAACCACCAGCAGAAACUCGGCAGAAGAUGAAACUCUCAAGGAGGUGCAAGUACAACGAGGACAGUUCAAGCUCCGGCUCAGACGCCGAGGUGGUUGGGGAAAAUAAUGCCAACGGGACAACCUCCAGUGUGGGGGAGCUGGAGCCUGGCCACCAGACAUCCUCACCAGCCCAAACAUAUCGGAAAGUCAUUGUAACAUCAAAGGGCAGCCAGCUGGCCUCUUCAAACAUGAAACCAGCAGGAACUCCAAGCAGCAGGAGGAAAGCCAUGAUUGUCCGCGAGAAGCGCUUCACAUUCGUCCUAGCAGUCGUCAUUGGGGUUUUCGUUGUCUGCUGGUUCCCGUUCUUCUUCAGCUACAGCUUGCAGGCCAUUUGUCCAGAGGCUUGUAAACUACCAGAGCCACUUUUUAAGUUCUUCUUCUGGAUUGGCUACUGCAACAGUGCCCUGAACCCACUCAUCUACACCAUCUUUAACAGGGACUUUCGUAAAGCCUUCAAAAAGAUUCUGUGUAAAAGGUGUAAGGACUGUUCUUUUUGAAACUGGACAACCCUGAAAAACAGUGUCAUAAAAUGUUGUUGCUCCCUCACAAAACUGGUCAGGGUCAUUUUACUCCAGUAUUUCA
This is a messenger RNA of Carassius gibelio (silver crucian carp), 2155 nucleotides long. Its product is annotated as alpha-2B adrenergic receptor. Gene Ontology annotation, cellular component: membrane. The transcript has 9 exons. Bases 103 to 2070 code for a protein of 655 amino acids. Gene Ontology annotation, biological process: adenylate cyclase-activating adrenergic receptor signaling pathway; proteolysis. Lineage: Eukaryota; Metazoa; Chordata; Actinopteri; Cypriniformes; Cyprinidae. Gene Ontology annotation, molecular function: zinc ion binding; adrenergic receptor activity; metalloendopeptidase activity. The record is from RefSeq and is a predicted model, not a curated record.